CCCCGUCAGUUUGCGCAGGUGGCGCUUGUUGAACGAAUGUGUGUUGCGCAUUGCGCGCCCAGUCCGAAUAUUGACAGUUAAAAAAUAUACUAAAAUAAAUUGUCCCACAAAAUUCUUAACAUACAAUUAACUCUAAUUUCAUAAUUGUAACAUAACUACAAACGUUUAAUCCGAUAACUUGGUGUAACAAGUAAUUUCGCAGUGACUUUUUAAACUUUUUCUGAUUGAUUUUCCCAUUGUACCGAAAUCAUUGCGGAGAAUAUCUGGUUGGAGUUUUCCAUUUCCAUUGGUAGUAUAGUUGGCGACAAGUGCGGGCUGCAGCGGUCGCCUGCAAGUUCUGGUUCGGUGGGAACGUGAACAGGUUCUCGUGUUUACAAUCGGCCGUGCAGUUUGAUGUUUCGCGACCAAUAAUUAUUUUAAUCGUGAGGUGAAUGUGCUGGUGAGGUGAUGCUGUGGCUCGCUGGAGUCUGUGCGUGACUUGUUGCUCUAUAGCUGAACGUUCUCCGCCUCGCCAUGAGCGGCCAGUGUCAGUGAGGCGGCGCCGCGUCUGCUGCCGGUGAAUGAUGCUGCGGGCGACGCCAUGGCCGCGCUGUCGUGCUUCCAGCCGAGCCGCCCGCUGCUCGCGCAGCCAGCCAGGUGUCUAGACGAGGAUCACUACGCGGUCCCGCUGACGCUGCGGCGGCGGCAGCUGUUCCAGCGAUGUGACGACGCCCGCGCGCAGUGGCACAGCAACCCCGCGCCCGCGCCCGUGCAGCAGGUGUCUGUAAAGAAAACCCGCGAGGAGUUGACGAAGAAUGCGUCACAAGGCGUGAGCGGCGCGGCGGCGCGGCGGCUGCACAUCGAGUCGGGCUGGUCGAAGGUCGAGGAGGUGCGCAAGAAGUUCGAGGGCGCCUCCGUGGCCGCCACCACCAGCUUCUCCAGGUCCUUCGAGAGCCCGCCCAGGCGUCGUCUGGCAGACUCCCUGUUCGCGAGUUUCAAGCUCCCGCGCAAGAAGGACGGCAUGCUGGCGCCGCGCUCGCCCGCGCCGCAGCCCAAGCGCAAGUCCGCGGUGCAGCUGCUGGCGGAGACCAAGGCCUUCUACGUCAAGAGCGAGACGGUGCGGGACAGGAAACAGGAGCUGCCUUUGAGGGUGAGCAGUGGGCUGAGCCAGGCGAUAGCGGCCGGGGGCUGCCAUCUAGUCAGUUCCGGAGCCCCCAUCUCCAACGAUGUCUACUGCAAUCCAUACGCGACGACGGGUCGCAUAGGCGUGUCGCGCCGCGCCGUGAGCGCGGGCGAGGGGCUACAGAACACGCUGCGGCGGCUUCUGGAACAUUCCGACAGUCGGGAGAAUGUGUAUUCGCCGCCCAUCUACGCUGUCCCCCACAAGCCGUUCCCGCGGCGCGCCGCCCCGCCGUCGUCGCUGUGCUGCCAGAGCAAGUCGGAGACAGGGAGACGCCGCGCGCCCAGCAUCGACCCCGUGCACCACACGCUGCUGCCGAGCCCGCAGUCGUCCCCGGACAGCGCGGCGGGCGAGCUGUCGGCGGAGCACGUCGGCGCCAUCAGCCCGCCCGCGCAGUACGCGCACUCCGCGCCGCGCUACAUCCGGUCCAACUCGCACUGCCAGCCGGCGCGCGAUGACGGCGGCGGCAACAUCAACAGCCACAAGUCUCUACCGGACCUGCACACACAGGCACACGUCUACCCGGAACAUGGCCACCCUGGGCCGGAGCCUGCAUCGCGGUCUCCACGGCGGCGCCGGCACUCCUCGCACCAGCGCACCGCCUCCUGCUCCUCCAAGGGAACCAGAUCAAAUCACUCGUCGUUGAUGUCGUCGUGCGAUGCUUUCUCCGAGCACCCGUCGCCCGGCGAAGAGACCUAUCAGUACAAUAGUCGGUGCGGCUCGUCAUUCGCCCGCGACUCGGGCGGUUCUAGUGGACACUACACGCAGGGCGCGCCGCCCUCGCCCACCUCGCAGCCGGAAUACAGAUAUAACAGCUACUACCCCGGCUGCUACGUGUCUGCGCCGCCUCAGUUCCAAGAUGGAGCGCCCUCGCCGCCGCCGCCGCCGCCUCCACCGCCUCAUGAGACCAGGGUCGGCAUACAUUUCCAGGCAAGCGCCCCCCCGCCCCAGUUCCAAGACGAACCUCCAGCCUACUAUGACGAAUACGACUGCCACCGCGCGCCCGUUAAGUGUCAGCCGCGAGCGGAUAGACGCGACAGGGACCGGGAUUAUAAGAGAUACCACGAGGGCACGACGGAGCUGGUGUCUAAACAACCUCAAUACGCGGAGCCGCGGCGCCGCGUCGACGACACUCAGGAGUACGUCAACACCGCACAGAUCUGUCCGCCGGAGGAAGUGACGUCACCGCUGGGCACGUUCAAGAGGCAAAGAUGUCUGCGGUAUAAGCAGCGCCGCCCGCGGCCGAUCCUGCGCUCCAAGUCCGACAUCUCCGAUAGAUACCGGCGCACGGAAGGCCGCAGCCCGGCAUCCGCCCCGUGCGAAGCCGACGACUCCCCCGACAGCCUCUCCUCCUCCUCGACCCGCCUGCAAGCCUUCUUCAGCCGGCUCGGGCUGGAGGCGCGAGUGUGGGACGCCCUGCUGGCUCGCGCGCCCAAUGACAGCCCGGUGUACUUCUCCGAUGCAAGCUCGAGGGACUCGGCGCUGUUGCCUGAUUAUACGGUACAAGGUGCGACGCAGAAGCCCAUCUACCGCAAUACAGAGCCCCCUAGCGUCGUGGAGCGGAACGCACGCAUCGUCAAGUGGCUGUGUCAGUGUCGGAAGACACUUCCACAAGCGUCGCAGGCGCACUGAUGCUAGACGCGAGUGUGGCGCCGUCUAGUGACAGUUUUGUGAACUUCGACUAGCGGUGCCGUCAGCGGCUCCAUCUAGUGGCAGUAUUGUGCACUUUAGUAAAGUGGCGCAUAUAGUGGCCCCAUCUAGUGGCAGUUUUUGGAAACAAUUCGAGGCUAUCGCAUCUUGAAUAAUUAUGGAACUAAUAUGUCUGAGCUGUGAGUAGUGGAACUAAGUAAGGGCUUGUCAAUACUAGAAUUUGAAUCGAAGACAAGCUACACGGAAUAAUGAUGCGCCAUCUAGUAUCUAUACAGAGGUGUGAGUGGUGUCAUCAAGUGGUAGAUUUCGGAACUAAGAUUGAAGUUACUCGUAUAAAAAUGCAUUUAGUAUCGAAUUUAGUUGACGCGUAUUAGAUAAUUAUGAAGAGAGUGUAGUGUGAAAUCGAAAAUUUAAUCAAUUUAAAAGCAAUGUGAUCUUACAGUUAGCUCAUCUAUUUAAUUCGAUGAACGUAAUAGAUUGUAGAGCUAUUCUAGUAUCUGGGGUCGAGUUACGCAGAAGGAAAAUUUAAAAUGAAAGUAUGUAACGUAUGGACGCAGAUUUGUUUAUACUUUGAGGCGUUAUAAUGUACUCUAAUAAUGUAUUAAAGUUGCCAGUAAAUACCUAAUUAAAGUUAACAAUAUUAAUGCUUGUCAAUCAUCUUUAGAUAGAUUAUAUUCAAUCGAAAAUACCUACAAUAAAAUACAAGAGAGAAACGUAGCGAAUAAUAUAAGUAAUUUUGAUGUUAACUUUUUAACUUUAUAAAUAAAUAACUUAAGACCCUAUCCAACCAGAAGCUGUUCAAAAUAUUACGUCAUUACGAAUAAUUAUUAAAUUCUGAAUACGACUUACACUAACGCUUGUUUAAAUUUAAGAUUAAUCGUCGAUUAAGAUACGUUAUCGCAAUUUUAAUUAAAAACAUACGAAGUAAACCAACAAAGACUAUCAUAGAUUUACGACUUGCUCAAUGAUGUCAUCUCCUCACUAGACUAGUGGGACGGGCGUCUAUCGAAUGUAGAUAUAUUAAUUAAAUAAAUACAUGCGAAUAGAUAGAAUAUAGCAAGUUUUCAAAUAGGUCACUACAUUUUAGAUUAGAAUCCAUUUUAAACAGUAAUAAAUGAUUUUGAAGUAUCGAUAAGCAUUAAAAAACUCUUCGAUUUGUAGAAAGUCUUCGAUAUGUAAUAAGACUAAAGUGUAAGAAGUAAAUGCUAUAAAUGUGAUAUUCGAUAACCGGGUUUCUUAAAAUCCCCCCUUUUAAGAAACCAGGCUAUUAAAACGUCUAUAAUGCAAUAAACAAAAUCGUACUAAAACAGUACUAAAGAUUAGGCGCGGUAACCCCAUCAGUGGUGUACUUGCAUGAGGGAAAAGUAUUUAUGUCAAUAUUAAAAUAAUUUUACUAGUUGACUGCUCUUAUUUUAUUAAACUAUUUUCGGUCAAGUUAUGAUAUUAUUAUCCUUUAGUCAACAAAGAUACUUUAACCAUACAUAACUUAAAGUUAAAAUUAUAGCAUUUUUCGAAAAAUGUAGGUACAAUUCACGAGCUUAGUCGUACGGAGACAUAAUACGUUAUUUUGGAAUCGAAUAAUAUAAAUAAUAAUCAUUAUAAUAUAGAUAGUUUGACUGUCAUCGUUGUAGGCACUGUGAAUACAUAUUUUUUGCUCGACUUGGUGGGGGCACUGCCGUGCCACCAGAUAAGUAUUAUGAAUUUAUAAAAAAUAGUUUACAGCAUUAUGUUUAAAUUAAUUGUGUUUUGUUUGACUACUUAUAGAAGUGAGUAUUACAAUUUUAACUGUAUGUGAACCAUCUAAAUUAUGUUGUUCCUGUUAAGUGUUUGUCGUAGGUAGUUAGUUUAUCUAAAUAUUUAAAAACAAUUGUAUCUAUUUAUGAAUAUUACAUAAUGUAUUUAUGGAUAUAUAGAAUUUAACGUUUAAUAUUUAAAAGAAACAUGUGAUUCGGUAGCACAAAAAGGAUCAAUUGUAGCUAAAACCUUAAUAAUGUAGUGCCAAAACAUACUUGGUAAACUCAACCUUUAAAUGCUGGUCGAUUUUUCUAAUAUUGAAAAUAAUCAAUGUUGACUAUUAUGUCCGCAUCGUGUAUGGCCAAUGAACACAGAGCAAGACGCAAGAGUGACCAAUAAUGAGACCGUAUUCCAAUUUCCAAUACAAUCUUAUGGCAAACU
Molecule: messenger RNA, 4984 nt
Organism: Plutella xylostella (diamondback moth)
Lineage: Eukaryota; Metazoa; Arthropoda; Insecta; Lepidoptera; Plutellidae
Source: RefSeq, a predicted model, not a curated record